Molecule: messenger RNA, 3501 nt
Organism: Eufriesea mexicana
Lineage: Eukaryota; Metazoa; Arthropoda; Insecta; Hymenoptera; Apidae
Gene: Dnmt3
Product: DNA methyltransferase 3
Exons: 17
Coding region: 1-3501 (1166 amino acids)
Cellular component (GO): nucleus
Molecular function (GO): methyltransferase activity
Source: RefSeq, a predicted model, not a curated record
AUGGAUCCGUUGCAGCUAUGGGCGGAGAAAAGCGUGUGGUCCAUGGUAUGCGCGAUGGAAUUGGGCUUAAUAUCGGACACGGCGUCGAACGAACGAUCCCGCGCAGAUACCGACACCGAGAUUUCGACCAGUCGUUCGAUCGACGUCGGGAGAUGUUCUCCGCGUAACGAUCAAGCUUCUUCGGAAUCUUCCGCAAGGACGCACGCGUACUUCUCGAACGACUCCCUGUCGAAGCGAGUGAACGGCGACGGAAGGAGAAAACGAGCGUCGAAAUUCGCGUACAAAUUCGCGUCUAGGACGCGAAGAACCCGAAGAAACGUUUUUGCAAACAGGAAAGACGACGUCGUCACGGUGGACAAGUUUUGGAGAUCGCGUAAAAGCAAAUUCGGAGCGUCUGGCAAAUGGGCGAAUCGAGAUAUCAAAAACACGGACCGUUCCAAGGUGGAUCAACAGCAGCGUCGCUUUUCCUAUCGCACUCGAAGCACCGCUCUUUCCUCGCCGAUCGAUAACCCAGUCUCCCCCGUGACGAAACGUAAACGGAUCGAUAGAAACGAUGGAUCGCGACGCGAUCCUUCCCGAGAAGAAAACGCGUCGCGCGAAAACCACGCGAGCCAUCUCUAUCCGGCAAAGAUGGCGAACGAUGGCCCGACGAACGUCGACGCGAUAACCAUCGAAAUCGACCAACUCGAUGCGUUCGAGAGUUCGUGGCCAAUUAACGAAGGAAGGGAAGAAACGCGCGCCGUGGUUCGCACGGAGUGCGACGGAAACGAACGACGUAGUUGGAGAGAAGACGAUAACGCGUUGAUCGAGAAUCGAACGAAAUUCGACCGUGCGUCGAGAGAACCGUUGGAAAACGAGCUAUACGCGGCCGAGGAUGCUGCUCGAUCGGUGAAAUUCGACGAGAUUCACACGCUUCCGUUGGCCGAGAGGAUUUCCAACGAAGGCAAAUCGUGGAACGAAAACGAACGAAACGAUUCGCACGCGAAAGGGAGCGAAAUGCCUCGGAACGAGAACGCCGCCACGAUCACCGCCGAGCCCGUGAUGAAAAAAUUCGUGAAAAGCGAGGGACUUGGCGCGAAAACGUGCAAAGGGAACGAAGAAUAUCAGGAGGUCAGAAGAGUGACGCGAGGAUCGAUGAAAAUCGGCAAGGAUCUAUUCGUGGGCAAACUGGUGUGGGGCAGUUGCUCGGGAUGGUGGCCAGCGUUGAUUAUCGAUGCCGACCAUGUAGGAAUGUUAUCCGAGGCAGGAAAAUUAUGGGUUUACUGGAUCGGAGAAGCUCGUAUAUCAUUACUGAACGAAAAGACACAGAUCGAACCGUUCUCGUGCAACCUCGAGAGUAGGCUAACGCACAACUUGAACAUUGCGCGAAUCCAUGCCAUUGACGCAACCAUGCAGAUACUGCGCAAGACAUUGGGCUGUGCUUUAACGAAGCCUUACUUCUCGUGGAUCCAAAACAAUUACUCGAACGCGAUCGAAACGUUGGACGAGGUGAAAUUCUACCCGUACCCGAUUAAAAUACAGCAGAGAUUGGAGCAUCUGAGGGAGAAGAACGCAAAAGUUACGGAGAAAUACGUGCUAGACCAAAAACGAGAAAGUCAGGGGAAAAAGUGGACGGAGAAGCCGAAAGAUCCAGCGCAAAGGAGCAACGUAGAUCCGACGCGUUUACCGCUCAAGGAACAGAAUGCCGGAAUUAUAGCUUGGGCUAAAAUCGCCGGACACAACUGGUGGCCAGCAAUGAUUAUCGAUUAUCGCGACUGUUGCAUGCGGGAACCAAGCUUUGGUUGCCAGUGGAUUAUGUGGUACGGUGACUACAAGCUUUCAGAGGUCCAUCAUCGAUUGUUCUUGAAAUUCGAUAAGGGUAUGGAAAAAAUGCGCGACUACAUAAAUAAUACGAAAAAGCAUAUCUAUCUCGUCGGGGUCCUUCAAGCAUCCAAGGAUUAUUGCUUUCGGCUGGGAUUCGAAACGGAGAACUGGACUCUGGACGACGCGUUGCGAUAUUUCUCGAAAGCAAAGCAACGUUCUUCAACGUUGCACGAUGAUCCAUCCAGACGAGCAGAUUCCGUGAAAAUAUACGACAAAUAUUCCGCUCGUAUAGUAACGAAAUUGUACGAGUUGAAGAACAAUCCGAACGUGGACGAUGAACGGACCGACGAGAUAAGCAAGAGCGAUGAUUUACGAUCCGCGAUGAACGGGGACAUCGCGUUCGAAUCGUUGUGCCUAAAGUGUCUAAAAGUUCCCGAGGACAGCAGGAGGACGGAGAUUCAUCCGUUCUUCGAGGGAUCUCUCUGCGAGGACUGCUCGGGACGAUAUAAACCCUGUAUGUUCGUUUUCGGCAAUGAUGCCAAGUGCUUCUAUUGCACCGUAUGCGCCGCGUCCGGAAUGAUGAUCAUCUGCGACAAAGAGGAUUGCCCAAGGGUGUACUGUACCGCUUGCAUGAAACACCUGUUAUGCCGGACGACCUACGAGCAAGUACUCCAGGAAGAUCCUUGGGAAUGCUUCCUCUGCGCCAGUAAGUCUCGAUCGUUUCCCGACAUGAUCGUCCGACCACGAGCAAAUUGGAAGGACAAGAUAAUCAACAUGUUCCGUACGAAUUGCAAUUCGAACGUGCAACAGCUGGUAGAACGUAAUCGGGAGAAGAGAAAGAUACGCGUUCUGUCCCUGUUCGAUGGCCUCGCUACAGGUUUACUGGUACUUCUAAAGUUGGGCUUAGCCGUGGACGCGUACUACGCCAGCGAAAUCGACCCGGAUGCGUUGAUGGUCAGCGCUUCGCAUUUCGGCGAUCGCAUCAUUCGCCUGGGCAACGUCAAGGAUAUCACGGAGAAAAUGAUCGGUGAAAUGGCACCGAUCGAUCUAUUGAUCGGCGGAUCACCGUGUAACGAUCUUAGCUUGGCCAAUCCUAUGCGACUCGGACUUCAUGAUCCGAACGGAACCGGCAUCCUCUUUUUCGAAUACCGUCGAAUCUUGGAGCUAGUGAAGAAGAAAAACAAUAAACGUCGUCUAUUUUGGUUAUACGAAAACGUCGCUUCGAUGCCGAGCGAGUAUAGAUUGGAGAUUAACAAGCAUUUGGGACAAGAACCCGACGUGAUAGACUCGGCAGAUUUUUCUCCUCAGCAUAGAUUGAGGUUAUACUGGCAUAAUUUACCGAUAGAACCACAGUCGUUACCUUUUCAAGGAGAACAAGAUGUACAAGAUAUACUUACGCCGCAUUGUCAGCGUUACUCGCUUGUCAAGAAAAUUCGGACCGUUACUACUAAAGUAAACUCGCUGAAACAAGGCAAGUUAGCUUUGAAACCAAUUCUGAUGAAAGACGAAAGUGACUCGUUGUGGAUAACCGAACUUGAAGAGAUAUUUGGAUUCCCGCGUCACUAUACGGACGUGAAGAAUUUAUCAGCGACAAAACGCCAGAGAUUAAUAGGCAAAUCUUGGAGCGUCCAAACUCUAUCUGCCAUUUUAAGAUCUCUCUGCCCCUUCUUCGAGUGCAAUACGAACGAAAUAAACUAA